CCACAACCACACCCGACGCACCCACGAUGCAACCGCUCCGCAGGACAGCAUUGAAUGCUGCCCGCCGCGGGAAGGCCACGCUGCCGCGUGCGCCGCGCCGCUAUGCACACGAGGACCACGGCCAUGGCCACCACAGCGCUCCCGUCAAUGAGCCCAUGGGAGCCGGUUUCUGGUUUACCGUCGGCCUCAUCCCCGCCGCCUGGCUGGUCUACAAAGUCGCACAGCCCAAUGAAGAUGGCACCACGGUUGUCGGCCGCUUGAUCGACGCGUACACGGAGAAGCAGGAGGAACUGAUUCGUAUCAACGCGGCGCAUGCGGAUAUGAUUGAGCGGGCGGGCAGAGAUCGCGUGCUGUUCCAGAAUACCAAGCCCUGGGACACUAUUGAAUUGAAGUAUCCAGAAAUCAUGAAUCACGGCUCACCCUUCAACGUCCAGGCCGGCAGCCAAGUCAACAUGGACGCCGUCAUUGCCAAGUUUCAGAAGGAGGCUUACGAGGACAACGAGCGCAAGCUCGAGGCCCUGCGCAAUAACCAGAUCAAGUCAGAGCAGCCGUUCGAGUUCAGCGGCCCCAGAUAUCGGGGAGUUCAGAUCAGCGAGGGUAGGGAGUUGAGGGGUGGUGGUGCGUAAGUUAACCUCUGAAUAAGAAAGGAGAUGUAUAUAUUCAAGAUACGGGAAUUCUCUUUUGUCUCGCUGUUAUUGCUAUGUCCCGCUCUCCCCAAGUCGUGUCUCUGACAGCUCACCAUGUAUAAAACAAUCUGGAACUACCAUUGCAUAGCCCAAAGCAGCUAUGCGUAAACCUGAU
Messenger RNA from Westerdykella ornata, 801 nucleotides. RefSeq lists its product as uncharacterized. Lineage: Eukaryota; Fungi; Ascomycota; Dothideomycetes; Pleosporales; Sporormiaceae. Gene Ontology annotation, cellular component: mitochondrion. The record is from RefSeq and is a predicted model, not a curated record. The transcript has 3 exons. Bases 27 to 626 code for a protein of 199 amino acids.